Molecule: messenger RNA, 1953 nt
Organism: Engraulis encrasicolus (European anchovy)
Lineage: Eukaryota; Metazoa; Chordata; Actinopteri; Clupeiformes; Engraulidae
Gene: cavin1b
Product: caveolae associated protein 1b
Exons: 4
Coding region: 97-1569 (490 amino acids)
Biological process (GO): transcription initiation at RNA polymerase I promoter; termination of RNA polymerase I transcription
Cellular component (GO): cytoplasm; caveola
Molecular function (GO): rRNA primary transcript binding
Source: RefSeq, a predicted model, not a curated record
CUCACAUCCUCCUCGCCUGUUGUGCUCGUGUGUUCCUGCUGAGCUACGAACCUCACCACCACCACAACCUUCCACUGCUGAGCUCGCCCUGCCGUCAUGGAGCUGAUCGAAGACUCCAACCUGCAACUGGGACCGCCGUCUGUGUCCGUCGUCUUCGACGAAGCCCCCCAGACGAAGUCCCUCACCGAGAUCUCCGACGACGAGGUCAACCUGCCGCCCUCGGACGACGAAGCCAGCCUGGCCAACGCCGUGGCUGCGGCCGACAUCAGCAAGGACAGCGAGAAAGACGUGGACGAGGGGAAGGACGCCGCCGGCGCCGACGGCUCGGUGAACGGCGUGAUGGUGCUGACGCUCCUGGACAAGAUCAUCGGCGCCGUGGACCAGAUCCAGCAGACGCAGGCCGGCCUGGAGACGCGGCAGCAGGACAUGGAGCGCUCGGUCUCGGGCAUCCAGGGCGAGCUCACCAAGCUGGCCAAGAGCCACACGACCACCGCCAACUCCGUCAACAAGAUGCUGGAGAAGGUGCGCAAGGUGAGCGUCAACGUCAAGACGGUGCGCGGGAGCCUGGAGAAGCAGGCGGGGCAGAUCAAGCGGCUGGAGAGCAACGAGGCCGAGCUGCUCAAGAGGAGGAACUUCAAGGUCAUGAUCUACCAGGACGAGGUCAAGGUACCCUCCAAGGUGACCUUGGGUAAGUCCAUGAAGGUCGCGGAGUCUGUGGAGGGCGGCCUAGACGUAGUAGCGGAGGUCAAAGGUCCCCUGGAGGAGGCCACCGCGGAGGACGGAGGAGCCGGCGAGAAGGUCCACAUCGACCUCUCCUCGGACGAGGAGGAGGUGGAGAUCGAGGAGACGGUGGAGGAGACGCGGGCCGAGAAGAUCAAGCGCAGCAGCUUGCAGCGCGUGCAGAACAUCAAGUCGGUUUUCUCCAAGGAGAAGAUGGACAAGAACAAGCAGAAGACCAAAGACAGCCUGGAGAAGACCAAACAGAACAUGGAGAAGACCAGACAGAAGACAAAAGACAACCUGGAGAAGACACGCAUGAAGACCAAGGAGAGCUUUGACAAGACCAAACAGAAAACCAAAGAGAGCAUGGAAAAGACGCGCCUGAAGACCAAAGAGAACCUGGAAAAGACCCGCCUGAACAUCGAGAAGAAGAUGGGCAAGCUCAGCACGCGCAUGUCCGUCAACCAGGAGCGCAAGGUGAAGAUGGAGACGUCCAAGAACAAGCUGAAGAAGUCCUUCACGCCCGAUCACCCCAUCUACGCACGCGCCGUCACCGCCGUCUACAAGGUGCCGCCGUUCACCUUCCACGUCAAGAAGAUCCGCGACGGCGAGGUGGAGAUCCACCAGCAGGGCACGGAGAUGGUGGAGGUGUCCGGAGAGAUCGAGGACCACGAGCACGAGCACACGCUGGACGGCGAGCUGGAGGACGGAGAGCUGGCCGGCGACGACGUGGACGUGGGCGAGAUGCUGACCGAGGACAGCCCCGAGAUGAUGCAGGCGCUCAUGGAGAUGGCAGAGGACUCGGAGCUGGUGCUCGCCGACCACGACCUGGACCGGGACAGUGACUAAGCUGAAAUGACUAACUAAGGGGCGGGCGGACGGACGGACGGACCAUUGGGGGAGGAAGAGGAGGAGUAGGAAGAGGAGGAGGAAGAGCCAUACAGAGGGGGAGAUGAUGAUGAUGAUGAUGAUGAUGAUGAUGAUGAUGAUGAUGAUGAAUCAGGGCUCUAAAUUAACAAAAGCCAACCGGCCAAAUGCUGGUGAAGAAUUCAGUUUGGCUAGUAGAAAACAAAACGUACUAGCCAUUUUUCCUGGUAGUGAGUGUAUGUGUGGCUACUAGUGAGAUUAGCUACUAGACAAAUUGUCUAGUGAAAAAAAAAGUUACUUUAUAGCCCUGAUGAUGAUGAUGAUGAUGGGUAGAUGUGAGGGCCAAUGGCGGACAGCGACUAGUUA